AUAUUAUGAUAAAUGGUUGAAUCAAUUGUCAACACAUUUUAGAAUUGAGAAUUCAUGAAAGAAUUGUAUUAAUUAUUUUGCGGAAUGUGCAACUGACAAUUGUUUUACAGUAAAUUUGCCGUAAGGAUUGUACGAUUGUAAAAUAUAAAGAGUAUUUUUGUAUUUUCAGUUUCAGAGUUUAUAUCAUCCAAUAAGAUUACCUACAAGCACCAAAUAAUCUUUAUUCUUGCGUGAAAUUCUAAUUGGUUUGCUGUUCAUUUUCAAAGGACCGUCAUCAGGUUAUUAUGUUACUCAACAAAACCAGGUUUACGAAUCGACCUCAGUCGUGCAAUAUGGAGACACAUUCAACAUCUGACAUCGUUAUUUUAAGUGGGAAUUCACACCCGGAACUGGCUGAACAAAUUGCCAAUCGUCUCGGCGUACGUAAGGGAGGUUGCUCCGUUUUCCACAAGACAAACAGGGAAACAAUUGUAGAAAUUGCUGAUUCUAUUCGUGGGAAAAAUAUUUAUAUAGUUCAAACUGGUACUAAGGAUGUGAAUAACAACAUUAUGGAACUAUUGAUAAUGGCUUACGCAUGUAAGACUUCAUCGGCUCGUUCCAUUGUAGGGGUCAUCCCAUACCUUCCAUACAGCAAGCAAUGUAAAAUGAGGAAACGUGGUUGCAUUGUCACAAAACUUUUAGCUAAAAUGAUGUGUAAAUCUGGUCUGACACAUAUUAUUACUAUGGACUUACACCAAAAGGAAAUUCAGGGUUUCUUUGAUUGCCCAGUUGACAAUUUGCGUGCAUCACCAUUUUUGCUACAGUAUAUUCAGGAAAGUAUUCCAGAUUAUCGUAACUCAGUUAUUGUGGCACGGAACCCUGGUUCGGCAAAGAAAGCAACAUCAUAUUCAGAAAGAUUGCGACUUGCCAUUGCUGUCAUACAUGGAGAACAGAAGGAAGCGGACAGUGAUGAAGUAGAUGGAAGAUAUUCACCACCAUGCUUACCAAGAUCUCGUACAAUGGAUGUGCCAGUAGGAGUACCUGUACACCCAGCUAAAGAGAAGCCACCAAUCAAUGUUGUAGGGGAUGUCGGUGGCAGGAUUGCCAUCAUGGUUGAUGACAUGAUAGAUGAUGUGCAAUCAUUUGUCGCAGCUGCAGAGGUAUUGAAGGAAUGUGGUGCUUACAAAAUAUAUGUCUUGGCAACCCACGGCUUGCUUUCAUCUGAUGCACCUCGCUUAAUUGAAGAUUCUCCCAUAGAUGAAGUUGUUGUUACCAAUACAGUUCCACAUGAGUUACAGAAGAUGCAAUGUAAGAAAAUUAAAACUAUAGACAUAUCUGUUCUGCUUAGUGAGGCAAUAAGACGCAUUCACAACAAAGAAUCUAUGUCAUAUCUAUUCAAAAAUGUCACACUAGAAGAUUAAAUAUAUAGCAAUGUGGUUAAAAUUUCUUUUGGGUGGAGGAAAAAUGUUAAUAGAACAUUUCACUUGAGAUCGAAACAAUAGAAUUUUCAUACGUUGUUACUGUGAGUAAUAGUUAAAAUAUCAACUUAUCUUAUAAAUAAACCUAUGAUUAUAAAGUGCUUAAUACAAAAGCCUUGCUGGAUUUUGAUUAAAAAUAUUAUCUAGAAAUUUACUCAGGCGGUAUGUAUAGUAUAUUCAAUUACUAGUUAUCAUAGUCUUCUUCAAGCCAUAAAUUGACAUAGCAAUAUUUGUAUUGAAUUUCCACCCAACAAAAAACUUAACUUUAGUUACCAUCAGCCUUCUAUCGUGUGGUAAAUGGAUUUAGGAAUUAGUCAUCACAUUUUGAAUCUUAACUGGGUGUUUUAAUGUCUUUAAAGCAGCAACUUAUGUGGGAAAUGUAUUAUAGUGUAGUAUAUAAGUAUAUUUUUAUAGUAUUUGAUAGAUUAAGACACCAUUUAUUCACAUUUGCUAUGUUCUAUGUUUAACUAUUAACGCAAAAUAUUAUAAUUGUUACAAAUUAGUAUAUUGGGUAAUAAAAUGUUGUUAUGUUAGAGUUCAUUGUAUUGUAAUUGAGUCCAUAGUUUUCUGUGCAUGUAAAUUCAUGUAAAAUUAUAGAUUGACAAGAAAUUAUAUUACAGUGACUUGAGUAAGUCUAAUGAAUCUUAAAGCUGUUAUUUAAAAAAAAUCCAAAGCUUUUAUUAUUGCAUAGAUACCUUUUUCCAUAAUAAAGUGAUAGUUAGUUUAAAUAUAAGUGAAUUGAUUAGUUAGUGCCACAAAAUGUAUAUUGU
Molecule: messenger RNA, 2227 nt
Organism: Pieris brassicae (large cabbage white)
Lineage: Eukaryota; Metazoa; Arthropoda; Insecta; Lepidoptera; Pieridae
Product: phosphoribosyl pyrophosphate synthase-associated protein 2
Exons: 7
Coding region: 285-1400 (371 amino acids)
Biological process (GO): 5-phosphoribose 1-diphosphate biosynthetic process; purine nucleotide biosynthetic process
Cellular component (GO): ribose phosphate diphosphokinase complex; cytoplasm
Molecular function (GO): ribose phosphate diphosphokinase activity; magnesium ion binding
Source: RefSeq, a predicted model, not a curated record